Molecule: messenger RNA, 486 nt
Organism: Torulaspora delbrueckii
Lineage: Eukaryota; Fungi; Ascomycota; Saccharomycetes; Saccharomycetales; Saccharomycetaceae
Exons: 1
Coding region: 1-486 (161 amino acids)
Molecular function (GO): acyltransferase activity, transferring groups other than amino-acyl groups
Source: RefSeq, a predicted model, not a curated record
AUGGAAUUAGAAAAGAAAGAGGAGCAUUCUACGGUCAUUUGGGAAGACCUCCAUCAUUCAGAACUAAACGUCAAAAAGCUAUAUGCUUUGCUCAAACUGCGCUGUGAGGUUUUCAUCGUAGAACAAAACUGCCCGUACUUGGAUGUGGAUGGCCUUGAUUUAAUCGGGGAGAAUCGACACAUUCUCGGUUGGGAUGAAAACGAGUUGGUAGCGUGCACAAGAAUACUCAAAAGUGCGGACGGAACAAGGCCAGUUGUCAUCGGUCGAGUAAUUGUAAGCGAAGCAUUUCGUGGAGAAAAACUGGGCCAACGUCUGAUGGAGCAGACGGUGGCAUCCUGCAUAAAACACUGGCCAGACAAGGCUAUUUAUCUGGGAGCGCAAACCCGUUUGCAAGCCUUCUACGCACGCUUUGGUUUUACUCAAGUGACCGAUGCCUACGACGAAGAUGGCAUUUCUCACAUCGGAAUGAGGCGUGAGGCAAAUUAG